AUGUUUGUGUUUCUGUUUCUCUUUGCUUUUCUUAACCAAGCUUCUUCUAGUCCAGUUUCAGUUUCAGUUACCAGUGACCAAGCUUCUUCUAGCCCAGUAUCUUUUCCAUUCCCUACAAUCACCCGUUUCAACUUCCCUUCAUUCACCCCAACAAGUUGCAUUGAUGGUAACUUAACUUGCACGGGUUCAGCUACCAGUUACGACGACUACUUAAGCCUAACCCCAGAGCCACAACCAGGCAAUCCAACCUUGCAACUAAAUCAAGUUGGCAGGGUUCUAUACAAAUACCCUUUGUUUGCGUGGCCAGCACGUUUCUAUACUAGGUUCACGUUCAGGAUUCUUACCUCCCCUUAUUCAACCGAAUCUACAGAUGGACUAACAUUUAUUGUGGCACCCAAUAGUAGUCCCUCGCCAGCUGACAGCUUUGGUUCCUAUCUUGGAAUAAUGGAUCCAGCACAAGACGGUCGCGCUGCUGAUCAAUUAGCAGUGGAAUUUGACACUUACAAGAAUACAUUUGAUUUGGAUGGCAAUCAUGUAUCGAUUGACACAAAAGUGUGA
Molecule: messenger RNA, 558 nt
Organism: Tripterygium wilfordii
Lineage: Eukaryota; Viridiplantae; Streptophyta; Magnoliopsida; Celastrales; Celastraceae
Product: anti-H(O) lectin 1-like
Exons: 2
Coding region: 1-558 (185 amino acids)
Molecular function (GO): carbohydrate binding
Source: RefSeq, a predicted model, not a curated record